UUAUAUAUCCAUAUAUAAAUUAAAAACUUAAUAUUACAAAUAUUAUAUAUUCUUCAUACAUUCAUAUUCACGUCUUAUCGAUUUGUCAAUUGUCCCUUUCUUCUUCAUCUGUAAUUUUGUCUCUGUCUUCUUUAGGUUUCUCAGUUACUUCACUGCACAUAGCCUCAAUGGACGAAGAGCUUCAUGUUUUAGCAGUAGAUGACAAUCUCAUUGACCGUAAACUUGUAGAGAGAAUUCUCAAGAUCUCUUCCUGCAAAGUGACAACUGCAGAAAAUGGGCUUAGAGCAUUGGAGUACUUAGGCUUGGGAGAUCCACAACAGACUGAGUCAUUAACUACCAACAGUGUUAUGAAGGUGAAUCUUAUCAUCACUGAUUAUUGUAUGCCAGGGAUGACAGGUUUUGAGCUUCUCAAGAUAGUAAAGCAGGAAUCUUCGAAUCUUAAGGAAGUACCUGUUGUGAUUUUGUCAUCAGAGAACAUUCCUACUCGCAUCAACAAGUGUUUAGCCAGCGGAGCUCAGAUGUUUAUGCAGAAGCCAUUGAAAUUAUCGGAUGUAGAGAAACUCAAGGGUCAUGUCUUAAACUGCAGGAGCUGAAGAUCUGCUUAAUC
Molecule: messenger RNA, 607 nt
Organism: Brassica oleracea var. oleracea
Lineage: Eukaryota; Viridiplantae; Streptophyta; Magnoliopsida; Brassicales; Brassicaceae
Product: two-component response regulator ARR17-like
Exons: 5
Coding region: 168-593 (141 amino acids)
Biological process (GO): cytokinin-activated signaling pathway; phosphorelay signal transduction system
Source: RefSeq, a predicted model, not a curated record